This is a messenger RNA of Paramuricea clavata, 1161 nucleotides long. Lineage: Eukaryota; Metazoa; Cnidaria; Anthozoa; Malacalcyonacea; Plexauridae. The record is from the annotation of a GenBank genome assembly.
AUGCAAGAUAGAUUAUCGAGUGAAGUAAAAGAGGAAGUAAAAAAUGAAGUGAGAGAUAUGAAAGUGGAAAUGAAGAAUGAAAUGAAAGGAAUGAUUGAAAAUGAGAUGAAAGGAAUUAAAGAGGAAAUGAAAAAUGAAAUGAAAGAAAUAGUUAUGAGUGCUGUGCGAGAUGCAAUGGCGGGAAUAAAAGGUUUCGAAGUUGAAAUGCAAAAUUCAAAUCAAAGUUCACAAGCAACAUGUUCCGCAGAUGCGAGAGAAAAUAUCUUUGUAGUUGGAGGACAUCACAAGCAGGAUGGGAGAAGUGUGAAGAAUAAAUCCACUGAGUAUUUCAACUGGGCUGACCAAACCUGGACAUUGCUGGAUUCUGCAGUAUUUGAAGGUCGUUUUCACACUUGUUCUUUCCUGUAUCAAGGUCAAAUGGUAGUCGCUGGAGGCUCGUAUGGCAACAACAAAACAAACACAAUGAAAUGUUUGAAUAUUGCAGAUCCAGUAGCAACGUGGAAAGAUUUCGCUGUCAAUCUUCCUGUCAAGUGCUUUCGUCAUAAAGUAAUCAACCAUAAUGAUCAGCUAUUUAUGUCUGGAGGAUGUGUUGAAUCUACUGACGGGGGGCAGGCUGUACGUUCUGACGCUGUUUAUGAGGUACAGUUGGUUCCACCAUAUUCCAGUAAGAUGUUGACAAGAUUACCACAAGCAAGAUCCAGUCAUGGCAUGGAAAUGUUUGAUCAGAAAUUGUUUAUUCUUGGAGGGUAUGAUGGUAAGAGGAUCACAGCCAGUGUGUUUCAGUAUGAUCUUAACAAGAGUGAAUGUAAAGAAAUGCCUCCAUUGCCAUAUGCUGUGCGUGAAGUUGGAACUGUUAUAUGGCAGAAUAACGUGCUUGUGAUUGGUGGAAAGGAUGCAGGUUAUACUCCUUUGAAUAAAUUUGCAAUGUAUGACGUCAUCACAGGUCGUUCUCAAAUGUUGCCAAGUAUGAAGCAUAAGCGAUAUGGUUGUACAGCAGUCUUAACUGGCAAUAUUGUAGUGGUUAUGGGAGGAAAGAAUGGGAAGGACGAUUGUCUUAAGUCAGUGGAAUGUUUUGAUUUAGAACGUCAAGUUUGGCAAGACUUGCCCGACAUGCUUGAAUCGAGAGCUCAUGCCACUGCAGUAGUCAAACCAAACCAUUGA